This is a messenger RNA of Phlebotomus papatasi, 2365 nucleotides long. It is a transcript of the gene Kua, whose product is annotated as plasmanylethanolamine desaturase. The transcript has 7 exons. The record is from RefSeq and is a predicted model, not a curated record. Gene Ontology annotation, molecular function: oxidoreductase activity. The coding region runs from base 736 to 1692 and encodes 318 amino acids. NCBI's taxonomy places the organism in Eukaryota, Metazoa, Arthropoda, Insecta, Diptera, Psychodidae.
AGACCGCAGUCCGCAGUCGAUGGUUGUCGUUCGCUGACGAUAGACACCAAACAAAAUAAAAGUUCUAACGAGGAGUUUGAGAGCUUUGGGGAGGCUAAAGUUCUUCGGGAAGUGCAAAUCGGCGCGCUUCGAUGACAUCAUUCUUGUGGUAUUUGUGAUCAAAUUGCUCCAAGUGUUGUGGGUGUUGGUAUAGAAUCCGAAUGAGAUUCUCUGCAAUUCCUCUUCAGAAUUUCAGCUCUGAAUCACAGCCAAACUGUUGCUGAAGAGGUGUGUUUGACCUUCAGGUGCCGCCACCCUUACAAUUUUCCUGUUUUUUUUUAUCUUUUUGUAAAUGGAAGAGUCCCCAAAAGUUGGAGUUAGAUGUGUGAAAUCAAUAGGAUCUUUAAAGUUUGUUGAAUGCGAGAAUGUUUGAGAAGAGGAAAAGGCUUGUAAGACGUCACUAGGUGAAGGAAAAAACUAUCGAUUUGCCCCCUUUUUCCCGCACUAGUCAAGCCCCAAGAGGAUGGCAUGUGCACUAAAAAGGCAUUAAUUUGGCGACUUGAAGGCUCCAUAAAUAAUUUGCGUGACAUAUUUUUUAUGUACUCUCUCGCCUUAGUUUUAGCAUUACGAAACUGUGUGGAAAUUUUGUUUGAGAUACACACCCAGAGUGCCUUAUCAGUGACUUGCCGGAAUAAAAUCGAUUAGAUAAGCAGCCCUGUGAAGAUGUUCUAGCAGCAGUUGUCGUGAAGAAACAUCAUGGAUUUGGUCACGUUACCUCCGUGUUCAAGACGUUUGGAGGGAAUGCCUCAGGAACCUACCCCAGAUCCGUCUGUUCUUAAGAUCUCUUCAACAUUCCUCACUAGUACACCCAUUAAGACUGAACAGGAUAUCCUGGAAAAGUCUAUGCCAGAGGAUGAUCCCAAUUCCAAUUCAGAGGUCAAUAUAGUUGAACUUAAAAAGGGUCCACGAUGGGGACCCCAACACAAGGGAGCCCAAGAAUUGGCCAAUCUCUACAGCUCAGGGAAACGCACUCAAGAAAUUAUCUGCGUUUGGCUCUGCAUUAGCCUUAUGAUCCUCAACCUCUAUCUCAUAGUAAGACAUUUUCGUUUUGAGAGGGUUAGCAUUGUGAUUAUAGCUGCUCUCUGUGGUAUCCUAACAGCAGACUUUGGAUCGGGUUUGGUCCACUGGGCGGCAGAUACCUGGGGCUCUGUGGACCUACCAAUAAUUGGAAAGAAUUUUCUGAGACCCUUUCGGGAGCAUCACAUUGAUCCGACCUCUAUCACUCGUCAUGACUUUAUUGAAACAAAUGGUGACAACUUUAUGAUUGCCAUUCCAAUACUUGGAAAGUUGGCCUACAAUUUCUUAGCCCGUACUCAGGCGGAAAUUCAACAGGAUUUUGCAUUUAGUGCCUAUCUUUUUCUAUGUUCAAUAUUUGUGGCAAUGACAAAUCAGAUUCACAAAUGGUCUCACACAUAUUGGGGUCUGCCAAAGUGGGUGGUGCUCCUUCAGGACUACCACGUAAUGCUGCCUAGACGUCAUCAUCGUAUCCACCAUGUAGCACCACACGAAACAUAUUUCUGCAUAACAACUGGAUGGCUAAAUUGGCCUCUCGAGAAAAUUAGAUUUUGGACGUGCCUGGAGAAUCUAAUUGAAUAUACAACUGGAUGUCGGCCACGGGAUGACGACAUGAAGUGGGCCCAGAAGACCCAGUGAUGCUAUUCUUGCCACCAACGUUCUUCUCUGCCUUCUUCUCACAUGGAAAUUGAUGAGCUUUAAAGCUUGGGGCCCCAUAACGCUUUUCUGAGCGAAAAAGACCUCAACUCUGGUGCUAUAAAUUUCAUAGCUAGCUUGUGCUUGAGAAUAUCUCAAUCGCAACUAUUACAUGAUUAAGUAAUAAAUUUAAAGUUGAGCUUUAGCAAAAAUUCCCAAAUAACUGGAUAUAGAACAUUUCAACCACAACAAAUUAAAAAAAUAUACAUAUAUAUAUAUAUAUGGAUCAUGUCAGAGAGAUUAAUAGGAAAUUUUAAUAUAAACCUUGUUAUUUGUAAAUUUUCUAUCGAUAGUAUAACAUUUUGCUACGGCAAUAAAAAUUUUUUGGGGACCACCAUACAUACAACCUUGUAUAAAUAAAUAUUGAAAUUUGCACUAAAUAAGUUAAUUAUUUUUCAGUUGCCAACAAUACCUGUCAAUUAUGUGUAAAUUUAUCCUCCAUUUCCAGUCUUUGCAACCACAAAUUUUCAUUAAAAUUUUCUAUUGAAAUAUUAAUCAGAAAUUCUUUAAUGUUUGCAAUAUAAAUGUGUUAAAAAAUUUAUAACUCCCUUUAUUUGUUAUUUAUUGCAAUUACUAUAUUGAAAAUAAAUUAUGACAGUUCUCUAUGUAUCAGUUA